AUGUACCCUGGACGACGCGAGCAGGCUCGAGCAUGCUUCUCAAUUUGGUACGACGGAACCCUGCCCUUCACCGACUGCGGCUUCGUAAAUUUAGGAUGGGCGCUAGCACAAGGCUCGCGGCGGGCCACUGAGCGUUGGGCGCAGGGCGCUGCUGCUGGACCGAACGUCGAGUGCCGCGCGCCCUUCACGGGCACCACCACGCCGCGCGCCGCAUGCGAGGCCGUCUUGGGGGCCAAAGGCUGGCCUGCAGCGGUCCUCACCACUAUUCUGCAGGGUAAAAGACGUGUGCCAGUCACCUCCUCCUGCUGCUCGUCGCCGGCGCGCACCCCACACUCGCCCUGCUGUGGUGUUGAGACCUCGCAACAGGAGGCGCCUCUCGCUGCUCACACCAGAUGUUCCACGUCGCGCGCCAUUGGCUGGGCCCGCCCGCCCACUGUGUCGUCGCGCAUGCACAACCUCCAGGCUGCUGCACACCGCGACUCGUCGGAGCGUGAACCACGCCGUGCAUUUCAAAUCCCUAGCGCACCGCCCUCGCAAGACCCUUUGGCACGCUCGCGGUCGGAGACGGCUUUCGAGGCUCCGCAGAACAGGAAGCCUGCUGCUUUGACGACCAUUCUCUGCUUGCGGCCUAGCAUGCACCCGCCCAUCCCUCGCUUGCCUGCUUGCCUGCUUGCCUGCUUCGUAAGGCGACGUCUAUGUAAAGAUGCUGCUAUUCGUCAGGCCGCCAACGCGCAUUUCCACAGCAGCGCAAGCCACUCGUUGAGCCCCAGGGGUCGUCAUCACAUUUGA
This is a messenger RNA of Parastagonospora nodorum SN15, 789 nucleotides long. RefSeq lists its product as hypothetical. Lineage: Eukaryota; Fungi; Ascomycota; Dothideomycetes; Pleosporales; Phaeosphaeriaceae. The transcript is spliced from 2 exons. The record is from RefSeq and is a predicted model, not a curated record. The coding region runs from base 1 to 789 and encodes 262 amino acids.